Rotaria socialis is the source of this 15822-nucleotide messenger RNA. The record is from the annotation of a GenBank genome assembly. NCBI's taxonomy places the organism in Eukaryota, Metazoa, Rotifera, Eurotatoria, Philodinida, Philodinidae.
AUGGAUGAACGCCACUGGUGGAUUGCAGCAAAAGUUGAACAAACAUUUGGCAUUGAUAAAACUUCAACUGCUGAUGCGUCAUUUACUGAAUCGUUUUUUCGUCGACCUGAUGUAGUCGAGAAAAUGAAUAGUUUUUUAUUUGCAAAAGGCUCAAAUAAAUUAUUUUUUUAUACAACGCGUGAUCGCCUUGCGUCAAAAGAUAUAGCAUGUUGUCAAACUAUUGUUGAUGAAUUUGCUAUUGUUAAUGAACCAUUGGAUAAUAUUAUUUUACUAUAUUUUAUUCGUUCGGAUACCAGUUCAGAUGCAACGAUAUCACCUGCAUCUGAUAUUUAUUGUGGAGAAAUCAAACAUCCAGCACAAAUGACACCGUUGCUAUACUCGCAAACCUUAUUACAAUUAUUUAAGAAAGAAUUAGUAGCUAGCUCGCAUGAUAGUUCUAAUAGAACAGCUACAAAAGCGGCUAUUGUUACUCAAAUGGAAAGAUACAUCGAUGGAAUUGGUGCAACAUGCCAUUCUUUACAAAAAGAUAAGAAUUUACUGCUAAAACGAGUUGAUGCUGAAAUGAUAAGUCAAUUAAAACAAAAUGUACGUUCAACAGUUGAUACUCCUGUCAUUCGUAAUUGUGAACCAUUAGUUUUAUCCUGGAUUGCAACUAUUGAGAAUGUUCUUCAAGAUAUAUUCGGUGAAGACUCAAUGCAUCCAUCACUUGGUCCAUUGAGUGAAAUUGAUCGAUGGACACGUAAACAACGUUUAAUUAAUAAUUUACUUGAACAAUUAAAAUCUAAAGAAUGCAAAGCAGUUAUUGGUGCAUUGAUUACGUCAAAAUCAAAAGUUAUUCGAAAAUGGAAAGCAAUUGAUGUUUCAAUAACUGAAGCACAAAACGAGUGCCGUGAUAAAACAAAAUUUCUUGAAUCGAUUCGUCGUUAUUUAGAAAGUUUAACUGAAGAUGCGCAUCCACAAAAUUGUGCUGUAAAUAUUCUGCCUGCUUUAUGUGAUGCUAUGCGAACUGUCGAGUCAGUAUCAAGAUACUACGCUAGGCAAGGUUAUUUAGGCUUAAUUUUUACAAAAGUUACCAAUCAAUUAGUUAAAAUUUGUAAACAUCAUAUCGAUGAUGAUUUAACACAAUUAUGGCCCAAGCUUUUUGAUGAAAUUCAACAUGGACAAUUAAUUGAUGACAUCAAAGAAAAUUUUCAUCUUGAUAAACGAGAUGUAAAACGCUUUCGUGAAGUUUCAAAAGGAUCCAUACCAUUAGAAACAAAUUCGAUAAAUGAAAGUACAUUUCAACAUUUAAAAAAUUGUCUGCUUUUACAAGCAUCGUACAAAGAAGCAUUUCGUACUUUACGAGAUGCACUCGGUGGUGCACAAAUGUUAACUGCUACAGCAUUUUCAGCGGCAUCGUCAUCAACAUUAAGUGGGGCCACGAGUGGUCAUCCAACUGAAAGUCAUUCAAGAUAUCAUAUCAGACACUCAAGUGGAAUUUUAAUGUCGCAAGAUGAAAAAAUUUUUCAACAUUUCGAUGAAUUUUGUCGUCGAAUUGAACAAAUGCUUGAUAUGACAGUUAUACUCAAUCAAUUGUCACAACUUGUCACAUCAACUAUUCGAUUGCCGAAACCAAAACGAACCGACUUAACUGAAGCAGAAUCUGCAGUAAAUCGUGCAGAUGUACGAAAACGUGAAGAAAAAGAUAAUGAUGGUGAAGAAAGAGAAGACGAUAAUAAUGAUAAUAAUAAUAACAAUGUUGAAACUGCAUCGGAUGAAGGUAUUGAUGAUGAAGGUAGUGAUUCAGGUACAGCACCAAAUGAUUAUCUCAUUUCAACUGUAUCAAAAGCUGAUCUUGAACUAAUGAAAAAACAUUGUGAUGAUGAUGAUUCUUUGUCAUUAAGCGCAUUUAUUGCUAAUGGUGUUAUACAACUUAAAUCAAUUUUAACAUCAAAUAACAUAUCGAAUGAAGAUGAAAAAACAAAAUUUGAUUUAAUUCAUCAACAUUUUACUUUAUUAACACGUGAAUUCGAACAAUACAUUGGUGCUUAUGUUAAUGUGAUGUUUUCAAAAACAAAACGUACACAUGAAGGUUUAACUAUUUUAGCCAGUUUUGAACCUGUUUGUGAACGACAAUAUCUUCGUUCAAUUCUUCGAGAUGCUUACGUUAAUUUAUUUCUCAAUUUUGAGAAUGAUUUGUUGGAUAUUCGAACAGUAUUUGAAGCACACAAAGAUAAUCCACCAUUACCUCGAAAUUCUCCUCCUGUACCAGGUGCUAUUGCUUGGUCACGUACACUAUUAACAAAAAUUGAACAAGCAAUGGAUGUGUUUAAAUUAAAUCGACAUAUUGUUACAUUAGGGAAUUUUCCAAUAAUCUCAAAACUUUAUAAUCGUACAGCUAAAGCAUUACUUGUCUAUGAACAAUUGUUAUUAACACGAUGGAAAGAAAAGAUUGAUGCAUGGAAAGAUCAUUUAAAUGCUAAUUUGUUAUGCUUAGUUGAUGAUGAAGAAGAAAAUCAUAAACGAAUAGAAAUAAAUUCAAAUAUUGAAUUAUUUUCUAUAUUUGAUGAAGUUAAAUGGUUUAAACGACUUGAUGUUGAUAUUCCCAAAGCAGCGUAUAUUUGCAUGCAAAAGGAACAAACAUUUAAACAUUACAAAUCUCUACUCGAAGAUCUUCUCUCACGUUUUCGAGAUUUACAAUCUCGCAUUUAUUCACCAUUUUAUCCUCUGUUUACUACUUACUUGUCGCAAGUUUAUCGCGCAUUUGAACCCGGUUUACAUACAUUAACAUGGUCGAGUCUUAACAUAGAUGCGUAUAUAGCUAAAGUUCAUCGUGCGUUGGAUCGUUUUGAAGCAUCCAUAUCGAAUAUAAAUACAUUAAUAGCAAAAAAAAUCGAUGACAUACUCGAUAAUGAAUUAAUGAGCUCUUCGUGUCUUUUAUUUUCAAUUGAUUAUGUUCGCUCAAAAUUAUGGUCACCAACAGAAUUUGUUGAAAAUAUGCGUUUACAUUUAAAUGAACAGUCAAUACUAAUUGGUGAAAAAUUAAAUCAAAUUCAACAAACAUUUCAAGAAGUUGAAGAUAUGUUAAAAUUAAAUAUGACUGGACAAAAAUCACGUUCAUCAACGUCGUCAACACGAAGAGCAAAAACAGCAACACCUGCCGUUACAAACGAAGCUAUGAUGGCAUUUAUUCGAUACUAUCAUGAUAAAAUGAAUCAUUGUAUACGAAGAAUAAUUGAACGAACAUUAAUGACUUACAUUGAUUUACUUUCUAUUAGCGAAACAAAAUAUUUAAUUGAUCAAACGAAAUUAAUUCGAUUUUUAUUUGAAGGACAAGAUAGCGACGAAGAAAUAGUUCAUAUUGAUACACAACGAAUCAGAAUUAGUUGUACUAUGCAAUAUGCUAUACCCGAAAUAAUUAUUGAUCCACAAUUAAAAUUUUGUCAAGAACGUAUUUGUGACAUUGCUUAUGCGAUUAUUGGCUGUGAAAAACAAAUUAGUCAAUCUGCUGGUUUCGACAAUGAGACUGCCGUUCGUUUAUCAUUAACAAUUCAAGCAGAUGCUCAUUUAUCUAAUUUAAUUAAUCGUUUAUCAUCAAUUGAUACAGAUGUAGCGCGUACAUCUCAAAGUGCUGUACAGUAUAUUCGUACAUUUGAUUUUCUGUGGCGUGACGAUUCUCAAUUGCAAUAUCAAACAGUUAAUCAACAAGAUGAUAAUGGUGAUGAUUAUACGAUAACUGUUGAUCCUGAUGUUAUUCCAUCGAUAGAAGUUCGUAACUAUUUACAAAAUGAACUUCAACGCUUGUCACAAAUUGAAGGACGUCUUAAUAUAUUACCACAUGAAAUUCAAAUUGGUUGUAUUUGUGUUGAAACAAUUCCAAUUUUAAAUUCAUUGAAAACAUUUGUAUUCAGUUGGAAAACUCAAUAUGCUAAAUUGUUACAUAGAUUUGCUAAGUCUGAACUUGAUCAAGUUGUUGCUUAUCGACAACAAGUUCAAUUAAGAUUUAAUGAUGAUGUAUCGACACUUGAACAAUUAGAUGAAGCUUUAAUUCUAUUAGAAGAAUUAAGUGAAAUGGAAAAUAAAAUUGAUUCAAUUUAUUUACCAAUUGAAACAACUUAUAUACUUCUUGAUAAAACGUAUAAUAUUCCAAUUCCACGUGAUGAACUUCAAGAAUGUUCACAAUUGCGAGAUAAAUGGUCAGAAUUAAUGUCAAAUGCAGAUCGCGUACGAAGACAAUUAUUACAAGAGCGUCGGCAACAAUUAGAACAAGAAUUAGAUAAACAAGUUAAAUCAUUUGUUGUUGAAGUUAUUCGAUUUCGAAAUUCAUUCGAUGUCGAAGGACCUAAUGUACCAGAUUUAGGACCAUUAGAAGCAGCUAAACGCUUAAAAGAUUUUCAAGGACAAUAUAAAAUUAUGCAUCGACGUAAACAAACACUAAAUUCAAUAUCAACUUUAUUUAGUUUACAACCAAAACAAUUUCCUGAAUUAGAUAAAACCGGAGAAGAGCUGCUAUUACUUGACCAACUUUAUAUAUUAUAUAAAAAGUUAAUUGCAUUUGAUACAACUUUUCGCGCAACGCUCUGGUCUGAUGUUGAUUUAAAUCAAAGUAAAAGUGAACUUAAUCAACUCUGGGCAGAAUUUUGUGAUUUACCAUCAAAAUUACAAGAACGUAUUUGGACAGCGUAUUUUGAUUUAGAAGGCCAUUUAAAAAAAUAUCUUCAAUUGUUACCAUUAUUAUUUAUGUUAAAUGCUCGAGAAAUUCGUAGCCGUCAUUGGUUAAAAGUAAUGCAAAUAACAGGAUGCUCAUUUCAAUUAGAAUCAACUGUAUUUAAAUUAAACGAUUUAUUAGAUAUAUCAUUGGAUAAGUAUCAAAACGAAAUUUCUGCUAUUUGCUUUUCGGCACAAAAAGAACUUGAAUUGGAAAUAAAAAUGCGUAGCAUCGAAGAAGAAUGGACUGAACAAAUACUUAAUUUUGAACCCUAUAAAGAUUAUGGUUUAAUUCUAUUAGAAAAACGUUAUGUUGAAAAUUUGCUUGAACAUUUAGAAGAUGGUGAAGAAACACUUGCUCAAAUGUUAACAACACGUUUUAUUGAGCCUAUGCGUGAAGAAGUAGCAUCAUGGUCUGAAAAAUUAAAAGCUAUAGGUGAAAUUCUUGAACUUUGGCUUGAAGUUCAAGAUAUGUGGUUAGGUGCUGAAAAUAUAUUCAAUAAUCCAUCAGCUGGAAAAGAUAUAUCAUUAGAAUCUAAACGAUUCGUACGUGUUGAUAAGACGUGGUUAAAAACUCAACGGCAAUCAUCUGAAAUUCGUAAUGUUUUACAAUGCUGUUUAAGUGAGCCACCAAAGAAGGGUAUAUUAAAAGAAAUGCAAAAAGAAUUAGAAAUAUGUAACAAAUCAAUAUCAUUAUAUUUGGAUCGAAAACGUCAGAUAUGUCCACGUCUUUAUUUUCUUACUAAUCGCACGUUAAUAUUAUUACUCAGUCGACAAGAUACUGUUUAUUAUGUAAAACAACAAUUUCAAUCGAUAUUUAAUGGAAUUCGUGAUCUUAGAUUAUCUGUUAACAAUAUGGAUCAAUCGAAAAUUGAUGAAGAACGACGGACAACUGCAACAAGUGAAUCUCGUUCUCAUGGUGAAUUUGUUGUUAUAAAUCAACAAGAUAUUAUACAAGUCAUGAGUGAUGAUGGUGAAUGUAUGUCAUUAUGUCGUCCUAUACCACUACAAAAAUCUGUUGAUCAAUGGAUUAGUCGUUUACAAGACGCUGUUGCUGAAACAAUUCGAACAGAUAUUUCUUCAUGUAUUAAAGAUCUUGAUAAUGGUUUACCAUAUGAAGAACUUGUUGCUAAAUAUACAUGUCAAGUAUCAUUAGUAGGAUUAUUGUAUGGAUGGACUCGUGAAGUUGAACAAGGUAUUAUUGAAUGUAGAAAUGAUCGAAAGGGAUUAAAUACAGCGUCAAAACGUUUUACAUCAUUAAUACAAAAAAUACCAUCGACAUUAUCACGUUUGCAAUGGAAAACACCAGCACAACCAGUUUUGCCCAUACAUAAAUUACGUUUAGAAGGACUCCUUUCGCUAGCAGCAUUUUUACGCGAUAAUUUCGAUGCACUUAGUUCACGUCGACGUGAAAUAAGCCAAAAAGAUUUUGAUUGGCGACGAUGUUUUCGAGUUUAUCCACAAACAUCUUCUACAGGAUCCGAAGUUAAAUCUAUCGAUGGAAGUUUAACAUCAUCAAAUAUCUUUGCUGAGCCGGUUCGUAUGCAAGUAUUAGAUGAUGCAUUUCCUUAUGGAAAUGAGUUUUAUGGAAUUCAUCAAACAUUAUGUAUUACACCAGCAACAGAAAAAUGUUUUCUUGGUGUAUGGCUUGCUUUAUCUUUUAAACGACCUGUUAUUGUACAAGGAAAUACAGCUGUUGGAAAAAAAUAUACAAUCAUGAGUUUGGCUCGUUUUCUUGGUCGAUUCGUUGCUACAUUCGAAUGUUCUCAACAUGUUGAUGCAUUAGCUGCUUGCAUGUUUACAACUGGAUUAGUAUCAGAUGGUUGUUGGGGUAUUUUUAAUAAUAUUCAUACUCUACCAGUGAAUGUUUUAUCUCCACUUGCUGAAUAUAUAACCUUAAUUUCCGAUGCUCUUCGAGCAAAUAAUGCAUCUGCAACAAUUAUUUCAGAAAGCAAAGAGAUUCCUAUACGAGUAUCUGUUGGUAUAAUUGCAACACGUAAUCCUUUUGCUGUUAAUUCAAACCAUGACAACCAUUCUAUUUUAUUAUCUGAAAUUCGAUCUCGUUUUCGUAUUGUUUCAAUCGUUAAGCCCGAAGUUGAUCAAAUUUUUCGCAUAAAAUGUUUCGAAUAUAACUUCAAAAACCCAAAUGUUAUUGCUGAAAAAAUUUCUCUUCUCUAUGAAAUAAUUCGGUUAUAUUUACCGAUUGAUCAACGUUCGAUUAUUUCUGUAACAUCUUUUGUUGAUUUACUUCAAUAUGUAAAUAAUCUAAAAAAACCUGCUAAUUCAAGACCAAAUAGUAUGGCAUCAAGCGGACAGAAAAUCGAUGAUGCUAAACGUCCUUUAACGAUGAAAACAAGUUCUUAUACUGGUGUCAAAUCGGAUCAAUUAUUAAUAGCUCAAGCAUUUAUUGAUGUUAUCGGUGCUCGACUAAAUCCUGAUUAUGGGAAAACUUUUCGAAUAUUUGUACUUGAAAUAUUUGUUGGACGAGAUGAAUCGAAAAUGGCAUCGUUAAAUACGACUAGUGUUACACUCGAAAAAACCAUAAGUGAUAAAGCAUCAGAUCAUGAUUUUAUACCAAAAAAGGUUUGGAUUGGAAAAUGUAUGCAAAUGGUUCAUGCAGCAAAUGUUGCAAAAAAUAUGGUUUUAUGCGGAUCAACUCAUAGUGGUAAAUCAAGUGCAGCUAAAUUAAUGAUUGAUGUAUUAACACAAAUGCAGCAACAACAACAAUUACAAACAUCUAGUCAACAACAGAAAACAUCAUUAGGUCCACAGGAAGCAAGUUAUACACAAGAAAUUACUGCACAAACUCAUAAACUCUAUCGAAUUAAUCCAUUAGCGGUUGAAUCAGAAAAUGUUUUACUUGGUUAUCAUACAUUGGCUAAUGAUUGGCAAGAUGGUAUUCUUACAUCAAUGUUACGUAAAGCUAAUCGAAAUUGUCAUACAAGUUGGAUUUGUUUUGAUGGUAUAGUGAGUCGAACAUGGGCUGAUUUAGUACCAUCCAUAUUAGAAAAACGAUCAUCAUUACAAAUACGUAAUGGAGAUAAAUUAUUUUUACUUGAUCAAGUAAAAUUUAUGUUCGAGACAUUAUCAUUAACUGAUGCUUCACCAUCUUUUAUUGCGAAUUCAACUGUUAUUUACUUUGAUAAAUCUGUUAUUGAUUGGAGAAUUAUUACAGGUGCUUGGCUUAAGGAUCGACGCCCAUUGGAAGUUGAAUGUCUUCAAACUUGUUUUGAUAAAAUAAUGGAUCCAAUAAUGUUGUUUCUUAAAGAAGAAUGUUCAAAAUCCAAUUUUUAUUCUGAAAUGAGCUUAUUUUCUGUUAGUCUUCGUUUAUUAGACGCUAUAUUACGUGAUAGUACUCAUGUUACAACUAAUAUUCAUGUUGAACGGUUUUUUAUAUUCAGUUUAACAUUUGUUCUUAAAGCUGUGCUUAGUGCUGAUGAACAAAAACGUUAUUCCGAUUUAUUAAAAACCUUAGUUACAGUUUUGCCCGAUGAUGAUAGAGAAAUAUCUGUAUUUGAUUAUUAUGUUGAUGAAGCAUGUGAAUGGGAUUUAUGGACAGCUAAAGUUGAUGAACUUAAUGAAAAUAUUCAAGAUCGUAUUGAUAUUUUUGGCAAUGUACUUCUACAAACAGUUGAUUUAGCUCGUGCGCAAUACUUUCUUAAAUAUGCUUCAUUGGCACAAGUUAAUGUCUUACUUACUGGUACAAGUGGUUCAUGUAAAUCAUUUUUAUUAGACACAUUUCUUGGUGGAUUAGAUCAAGCACAUUUUAUGGCAACGCGUCUAAAUUUUUCAAAAGCAACAAAUUCAGUUGACUUACAAAAAUUUAUCGAAGCUAAUGUUGUUCAUCGACAAGGUUUUACAUAUGGUGCUCCAUUGGCAAAAAAACUUUGUUUAUUUAUUGAUGAUUUACAAGCAUCGACAAUGAGUGGAUCAGAAAAGUUUAAAAAUGCUCCUGAAUUUCUUCGAACGCUUGUUGAUCAUCAUCAAUUUAUAACACAACAGAAGCCGUAUGAAACAAGAAUAAUUGAUGAUUUUUCAAUAUUUGCUACCGUUACAAUACCAUCAGCUGGUGAUCAAUCAUUAAUGACACUUCAUCCUCGAUUACUGCGUCAUUUUGCGAUAAUUAAUUUACCAACAAUAUCUGGAACAAAUCUACGUCAAAUUCUAACAAGUGUCAUUGAUGUUAAUAUGAUGGCAUAUGGUAAAACUCCAAUAAAUCAAGAUAUUUCAUCAAAAAUUGUUGACGUUUUAACUGAAACACUUCAACGUAUUCAACGUGUUCUUCAACCAAGUCCAAUAUCUGGACGUGAACAUUAUCUAUUUUCACUGCGUCAUAUUAUAAUAGCAAUACAAAGUUUAAGAAAUAUUGAUGUACAAGCAAGAAAUCAAACAACAUUCGUAGCACCUUUUCUUAAACAUGAACUGUAUAGAAUUAUUCAUGAUCAAAUUGUUCGAGAAAUCGAUCAAUAUUGGUUUAAUGAUACAAUAAAUGAAAUUUUCCGAAAUGCAUUUAAUUGGGAUAAAAAUGAAAGCGAUCAUCUUUAUUUUACAUUUCCUCUUGAAGGAAGAAGUUAUGAACGUCCACUCAAUUCACUUAUCAUUAAAGAAAUUAAAAUUCAAAUUCAACCUGUUGAAUCAAUUAGUCAACUUCGUAAAGCUAUUGAACAAGUUGCAAUGCGUUAUAGAGAAGAAUUUGGUCAUCAUACAUUUACUUUACCAGUUUCAGAAAACAUAGCUUUGCAUAUAAUACGUAUGCAUCGAGUUGUAUCUCAUUCAUCAUUGAGCAAUUUAUUUGUUAUUGGUACCAUUGGUUCUCAUUUAUCAAAAUUAGUUCGAUUAGCAUUUUAUUUAGCUGAAAUUCAAGAACAUGCUAUUGACUAUUCAACGAAGAGUUCAUUUUAUGAUAGUUUAAGAGGUGUUAUUAGAACAACAGCUGUUGAAGGACGACAUAUUGGAAUUUUACUGACACACAAACAUUUACGUGAAAAAGAUAUAAUCGAUACUAUUUCUUCGUUAUUAACAAGCUAUGAAUGUCCUCAUCUAUUUAGUAAAGAUGAACUUGAUGGACUUUAUCAGGCAGUAAUAAAUGCAUACAAACGAGAUCAAAAUUUAUCAACAGUUGUUAUAGCUGACCCACGACGAUAUUUUCUCUCAAGAAUUCGUCAAAAUCUUCAUAUUGCUAUUACUUUACCAGCACAUAGUGAACUUCAUGGCCAUAUACCGACUGAAUAUCCCGGUUUACUUAAAAACACUCAAAUCUAUUGGGUUAAAAAUUGGUCACCAUCAGCUCUUCAAGUUGAAUCUUCGUUUUUUCUAUCAUCACAUGAUACAUUUCUUUCAGAUGACAUUCGUCAACGUUUAUCUCGUUGUUUAUGUGAUAUUCAUUAUUAUAUGCUAAAUGAAUGCCGUCAAAUAUCAUUUGUUGGUUCAACGGAUCGAACAAUAAUCGUUCGUGAAAAUGCACCAAAUCUAAAUUCUUCAUUUACAACUGGAGCUGGAACAUCAAAAGAACAUGUUGUAUCAAAAAAGAAUCUGCAUAAAGAAGCAAAAGAGAGCAAAAUGAUUGAUGUUGAAUUACCAAAUUAUCCAUAUUCACGAAUACUUUUGUAUGAACAAAUAAAAAGUCAUGGUACAGGUAAAUCAUCAUCAACAUCUCAAUUACAUACAUUUGUUGGGCCAGACACAUUUCGUCGGUUUAUGCAAUCAUUUUGGUAUUUAUUUACAUCAAAAGCAGCUGUUUGUGAACGUGAUAUAAUAAGAUUAAGUAAAGUCUUAAGUACAUUAAAUAAAACACGGCAAGAUGCUGAACAAAUGAAAAAUUAUAUACAAGAAUUAAAAGAAAAAUGUUCAGCUAGUGAAACGGAAACAGCAUUACUUUUAGAAGAAGUUAUUUAUAAAUCAAUGGUCCUAGAGAAAUUAAGAGCGAAGCAUGCAUUACCUGGAUCAUUACCUGGGUAUAUUCAUCGAGACGAAAAAGAUGACUUUGUAUUACCUGAAGAAGAAAGAAAAUGGUUGAUGGACGAUGAAGCAGAUGAAUACGAAGAAAACUUUAAACGAAUGAAAGAAGAAUCAUUAAGAUCUCGUCAAGUUAAAAUGCAAGAAGAUUAUGAAGAAUCAUUACGUGAAGUUGACAAAUGGCGUGAACGACUAGCAAAUAAACGAAAGGAAGUUGAAUAUUGGAUGAAUAAAGUUGAUAAAUCAUGUAUUGAAAGAAUACGUGCCUUUCAAACGCCGCCUGUACUCGUUGGACAAAUUAUGGAAAUGAUUUUAACACUGAUUGGACGAAAACCGGCUGUUAAAUUUGAAGUUAAAGAUCAAGAAAAAGAGAAAGGAACAGGAAGAACGCAAGCUGAACGCCUUGAUCGUAAUCAAUGGAAACAAUAUACAACAUUAAUGGCUGAUUCAGGUAGAUUUGUGGAUAUGUUACAUGGAAUAAAUUGGCAAGAUGGGCUUAGUCUUGAUAUUGCUACUGCUGUUGAAUCCUAUAUUGCAAAAGGCCGAGAUGGAGUAUCAGAAGGAAUAACGGGUGAAGGUCUUCUAUUAGAAAAUGCCAAAAAUUUUCAUGUUGCCGCCUCACGUAGUACUGCUUCACAAGAAAAUCGUAUAACAAUAGCUACUGCGCGUUAUGCAUCUGAAGAAGCAGCGGGACUUGUCCAUUAUGUAAUUGCUGUUAUAGAAUAUACAAAAUUAUGUCAACCAUUGCGUUUAGCAAAACAAAAAGUUGAAAAAAUUAAACAAGAUUUAUUAGAAGCUGAACAAAAACAAUUAGAAAAAGAAAAUGAAAUUCAACGUUUGAAAAUGAUGGAAGCAAGCCUUCAUACCGAUGUUAAUGAUAAUGAUCAUCGUAUUGUUGAUAUAUCAAAAUAUACAAUAGAAGAUUUACCACGCUUAAUGAAUGAACUUGAGGAAGCACAAAAUCGUUUUGAUGCUGCAGCUGUUAAAAAAAGUAAACUAAAAAAAGAAUAUGAAAGUUGCCAAACGCGUUUACAAGCUGCUGUUAACGUAACACAAAGAAGAGAUCAAUCAGCUCGACCCGAUGAUGAGAGUGUCUGUUUAUCUGAUUUGGAAGAUCAAUGGGCAAAAUGGAUUGCUGAACAUUCGACACAUGAUCAAACUUUAACAAAUUGCAUUUUAGCAGCUGCUUAUAUGACAUAUUGUGCACCAUUUGAUGCAGACUUGAGAAGAAUAUUAUGUCAAAAGUUUCUUUCAUUUUGUGAACAAUAUCAAAUUCCACGAGAAGCUGAUUUGGUUUUUCAACCAAUACCGAUGGAUUCUUUAUCAAAGAAUUCUCUCGAUUAUUCAUUUACAAUGAAUAAUCAAUCAAUAGAUUCAACAGGAAAUUCUGGGCGUAAUAAUAAAGGAAAUUCAACACCAAUAACAACACUUGCGGAAUUUUUAUAUAGUCCAAUUGAAUUGAAAGAAUUUCAACUUCUUCGUCUCAUACCAACUGACAUAAUGACUGAAAAUGGAUGUAUUAUUAUGGCUGACGCUGGUCUUAAUGCAUGGCCAUUGAUAUGUGAUGCAACAUGGUAUUCAAUUGAAUGGAUUCGUCUAUUUUUAAAAAAUAAAAAAUUAAUUGUUGUUCGAUAUCAUCAAUUACGUACUCAAUUGGAAACUGCAUUAUCUGAAGGCCUCCAUCUUUUAUUAACAGAUUGUGAUACAAAUACGUUAAUGGCAAAUGAAAAACUUGAAACAGUGAUAAGAAACCAAGCUCGAUUUUUAUCCAGUGAAAAACCAUUUAAACUACAAAUAGGUCAACAAGAAAUUGAAUGUAGUCCUAAAUUCAGACUUUACUUGCAUACAAUUACUCAACCAAUUUUUAUUCCAAAAGAAUUAGCAGCUUAUACAUUAACAUUAUGUUUUCAUGUUACAUUAAAUGAUCUUGAAGAAAUCUUUUUAAAUCGAUUUAUGAGCGAAGAAAAAAAACAUAUUCAUACUGAACAACAUGCAUUAUUACAAGAAAAAGUUGAUACUUUAAAGAUUAUUGAUCCGCUACGACAAAAUAUAACAAAUUUUCUUGCAUCAGAUUCAUUAAAUUUAUUACAAAGUGUCGAACCAACAAAACGUUUAUCAGAUUUAAAGAAAGCUUACGAUGAAGCUACCGAAGGAUCCCAUCGAGUUGCAUUACAAGAAGAAACUUUAUUGAAAACUCGAAACAGCUAUAGAAAAUUAGCUCAACGAGCAGCUGCUUGCUACAAUAUAAUGCAUUAUUUACGGCAGCUUUCUUCGAAAUAUGUUAUGCCACUUGAACAUUUCAUUGAUUUAUUUGAUUCAUGUAUUUCGCAAUCGGAAAAACAUUCCAUGGGAACUGUAAUGACUGAAUUAACUAAGAGUUCAUUUAUCACAAUGCAUCGAAUAUUGAAUGAUCGUGAUCGACGUGUGUUGGCAAUUUAUUUUGCUAUGGAAAUUGAAUCAUUUAAUCGCCGUCAAAAUCAACAAGUAGAUACUAGUGUCCCAACUGGCGAACGUGAAUUUAUUAUAUCACCUUCGUGGGCUAUUUCAUUAUUACAAAAACGUGGAGCUCGUGUACCAAAUGAACAUCGGUUUUGGUCGUAUAAGAAACCAUUUGAUUGGAUGACAGAUGAAGCUUAUCUAAAUCUUCAAUAUUUAGCUAUAUAUUUUGAUUGGUUUUCUGAUGGAUUCGAACGAAUGGGAAAAGAAGGUCAAGAAGCUAAAUGGCGUCCUUUAUGUGAAGGUGAAACAGAAAACUAUCCACUACCAUCACCACUUGAACAACUGGAACCAAUACAAAAAUUUUGUAUUGUACGUGCUCUAAGAAGUGAUCGAUUACUUCAAGCAUCAACUGUCUAUGUUACGAAUGUUUUUAAUCAAGACUCAAAUAAAACAAAAUCUUUAACACAAGAACAUCAUAUGAACCAAGCAUCCUCGUUAUCAUUACAAGCUCAAUCAACAUCGCGUUCAACAACUAUACCAGUAACACCAACACUUCAACAAGAUGCUGAUUUACUAACACGUCAAAGUAGUCAACGAUCGGUUUUAUUAUUCUACGAUGAUGAACCAGAUGAAGUUGUAAACUUUUUCUUAUAUUGUACAAAUUUAAUUCAAACAGAUUCAUCAACAACAACACCCAUGUUUCAAGUUGUUCAUGUUUAUGGUAAUGGACCAAAUGAAGAACGAAUAUUAAAGAAAGCUUUAAAUAAAGCAUUAAAUAAUAAUAUUUGGCUUUUACUUCACUGUAUUCAUAACAGUCCACCAUUUUUAUCCCAUGUUGAAACAGCUCUAUGGGAACUUCGUUCUAAACGUUCAUUACAAACAUCAUCAUCACAACCUCCGAUGCCGCGUAUCUGGCUUAGUAUUCAACGUUCAUAUUCAUUUCCUUCGUCACUUUAUAAUUUAUCUUUAAUUGCUUAUAUUCGUACACCCUUAUCGAUGAAAGAAGCUAUGACGCGAGCAUUUUCUUUAAUUGACAAUGAUCUACUUCGUCAUUCAGCAAAAGUAGAAUGGAUACCAUUGUUGCAUAAUAUUUGUUAUCUUCAUUGUGCACUUAAUCUUCGUACAAGAUUUGCUCAGGCUGGUUGGGAUUUACCAACAUUAACAUCCUAUACAAAUGUUGAACUGACAUCAGCAUUUCAAGUAGUUGCUCGUGAAUUUGCUUUAAGUGAUCAAUCCAUUGUUCGACUGGAAUCAGCUCAUACAAAUAGUGCUGUAUCAAAUGAUGCAAAUGUUCGACAAUUGUCUUGGACAUCGAUUCGUUAUGCAUUGUCAGAAUUGAUUUAUGGUGCAAGAGCAUUAACUGAAUAUGAUCAACGAGCUAUUGCAAAUAUAGUUGAUUUUUGGAUUCAACCAGGAUCAGUGAAGAAAGAUUUUGAAUUUUCAAAAAUAAAAUAUAAAAUUCCAACUAUUUUUUUUGCACAACAACCAAAAUUAGGACAACUACAACAAGCACUUGAAUCACUUUCUAUACAUCAACUUGAUGUACCAGAAGCGUGUCAUCUUCAUUCAACAAAUGAAACAAAUCUCGGUGAUGAUCUACUAAUAAUUAAUCGUCUUAAUCGAAUAAUUGAUGCGUUGCCAACCAAUAUUUCCCUUAGUGCAGCAGUUCAUCAACGACCAAAUACGCCUGUCGAAGAUGUGACAAUUAAUACAUCUCUCUCAUCUUCAAAUGUUAUGUCAACCACAUUCAGUUCAGCAGCUCUUUAUUCAUUUGCAAACAAGAAAGCUAUUGCAUUAGAAGAAUAUGCUGCACUGAUAUUAGCUUCAAAAUUACCUAAAGUAUUAACAAAGGAUCAAAUAUUGGAUCGUGCUCGGCGAAAUGGUACAGCGAUUAACAGUCCAUUUAACGUAUGGAUAAUGCGUGAAGCACAAUUAAUGACUGAUCUUGUAACUCUUAUUCGAUCAAAUUUACAAGCCAUCAAAGUUGCUUGCGAUUUCAAUCAAUUAGGCACACAAUGGUCAAUAGACUUAGCUAAUGUAGCAUAUGCUUUAUACUAUCAACGAGUACCUGAUGUUUGGCGUGAAGCUGUGGGUCCCAGUGCGCCGUCACCGACGUGGGGCUUAAAUAAUUUUUUUCCUGAUUUAAUUAUGCGAGCGGAUCAUAUUGAAAAAGUACUUACUAAGGGUCGUGAAAAACAUCCAGCUUAUAAUCUAUCUGCAUUUUUUCAUGCUUCAUCAUUAUUUGGUAUUUUUAAACAAGAGGUAGCGCAUGCACUCAAUCUUUCCGAUGAUGCUAAUAAUGGUUCGCUUAUAUUUCAAUGUGAACUAACGCCACGUGAUCGCGAACAUAUUCGUGAACCACCUAAAGAUGGCAUAUUUAUAUAUGGUCUUUAUCUAUGGGGUUGCAGUUCGGAUAAGAAUGCUGUUGAACAUGGAAUUUCUGAUGGUCCAUCAAGAAAUCGUGAUGCAUGUUCAUCGUUACCUGUUAUUCAUCUAACAUGUGUGUCAGCAGAUAAAGCUGCUCAACUAGUUGCACAACAACAAUCUGGUGCUGACACAAAUAGUAAUAGCCGAACGGCAACAUUGGAUGUUUAUUCAUGUCCUGUCUUUUAUAAACGCUCGAUUGAAAGACGUUCAAAUGAAGUCGUUUGUGAAUUAGAUUUAUGGAAAAAGACCAACAAUGUUAGUCAGACGUCACGAUGGGCAUGGCGAGGUGUUUGUAUGACUGUCAAACCUUAUUAA